Messenger RNA from Heterobasidion irregulare TC 32-1, 1398 nucleotides. RefSeq lists its product as uncharacterized. The record is from RefSeq and is a predicted model, not a curated record. The transcript is spliced from 6 exons. NCBI's taxonomy places the organism in Eukaryota, Fungi, Basidiomycota, Agaricomycetes, Russulales, Bondarzewiaceae. The coding region runs from base 1 to 1398 and encodes 465 amino acids.
AUGAGCACAGAUGUAUCAUCUCUCGGUCCCAUCGAUCCCGUGUCCAUACAAAAUGCUGAAGAAGAGAAAGCUGCACCAUGGAUAGUUCGGAAGCUUGUUGGGUCAAUGACCGGGAGGAUCGUGAUAUCGUCCUAUGAGUCGUUGCGCGCAGCCGGAACUAGCGUGAUAUGUCUUUCCCCGUGGGGCGAUUCUUCGCCGUUUCUCUUACCAUGCAUCCGUUUUCGGGAUCUCGCUGUCCAUACCGUGAUUGUUGCUACUGGUGGAGUGGCUGCUGUAGCCUCCCCCGUCAUGGGAACUGUGACAGACGCUGUCAUUUCCACCGUAGGGGACUCAAUCCUUGUGGAAAUCGGCAUGCAUGCUGGGUUUGACAUCGGACUUAAACUUGCAAAUGACCUGGUCAUUGGCGAGCCGAUAAAGUCUAUGAUACCUAUCCACUCGAAAAAACUUGAGACGACGAGCGUCAAGACCAUACUGAUCACGCUCAAAUUCAAGCAUACUUUCGAGGAUGCUUCUCUGGGUUUUUACAGAAGUAGCGUGCACAAGGAUAAUUCGCUCUUUGCGACUGUGAAGGAUUAUUUGGCGGUUGAGAAGGGAUGGUUCUCUCCAUACCUGUUUGCGAGUGGCCGAAGGCCGAUCAUCCCUCGCUCGAUGAAGCCUGAUAUUGUCUUCUGUCAUGGACCGUUUUUACCAGGUAGUGACUACAAGAUUGGCGAAACUCUGCUUGCUGAGUCGGCCUCCGCGUUCAUCUUCGCCGCUCCUCCUCCCACGUCGCCACCCGCUCCCGAGGAGCCUCACGGACUGAACCGUCUCUACAACUUGAGCCUUCCUUCGCUCUCCAAUGUCUUCGCUCGCUCUCGUACUCCCUCUCCGGAGCCGCAACUCAUUGCGCUCCCGCUGCCUCCCACACCUCGACGCUUAGUCCUUGUCAUUGUCGGUUUGAAGCCUCACCGACACCUAUGGACGACGAGUGCACGGCCCGGCGAGAGUGUGAUUUACUACCAGUUGUUGAAUGGAUGCCCUGCACUCGUGGUCCCCGUCAAGGUGGGCGCGCCCCUUAUUGCGUGGGACGGGCUCACACUUGAGCACUUGUGGAAAGUAAAGUUGCCAGAGGGCGAUGAGGUGGGAGAACCGGGUAGUAAGUUUGAAGGUAUCGUGAGUGUGUUGUACGAGUUUUUGGACAUGUGUGUCGAUUGGGCGAGGGUUAUUCUUGAACCUGCAGGGACAGAGGAGGAAAAGGGAACUAUGAACGAGAAAGCGCCGGAGGAUGAGAAGAAAGAUGCGGUCAAAGCGGCGCUCAGAUUAUUCGUUGCCGGCGCAAUCAGGAGCGGAGAGAGUAAGGCAGUCAAGGAUGAAGUGGAGAAGGAACGAUCUGGAAUCGCAAUGUGGCGGAUUCCUUGA